Aspergillus affinis is the source of this 663-nucleotide messenger RNA. RefSeq lists its product as uncharacterized. The transcript is spliced from 2 exons. The coding region runs from base 1 to 663 and encodes 220 amino acids. Lineage: Eukaryota; Fungi; Ascomycota; Eurotiomycetes; Eurotiales; Aspergillaceae. The record is from RefSeq and is a predicted model, not a curated record.
AUGAAGGACCUGGACAACAUCGAGUUCGUCAAUAGUAUGGCGCGGGCCGCCAUCGUCGACGAAUACCUAUACGUGAAGGCUACACGAGCGCACAACGACGACCACCGACGGAAGAUCCUAGGAGUGUUGAGCUCUAUUCAUCGGGCGUUAGUGACCAACCCCGGCGUGACAAUCGCAUCAACGGAGUUUGUAUUCUCUGUCGAGGACAAGCUGGACGAUGUGGCUGGACCGCAGCAUCCUCUUUGGAUUCUUGCCCGCAAACCAGACGAGGAGUCAGUGUGGCUGAUGCCGGACUUUGGCUUCUGGUCGUGGAACAACGACCACACAGACAGGCCGAUUGGGCCGUAUAACGCAGUGGUGGAUCGCAUCGUGCGCCGAGAGAAGGACGAGUAUCCGUGGGACGAAAAGAAGCCGAAGUUGGUGUGGAGAAGAAAGUUGAGCUUUGCGGCGAAGAUGCGUCGAGGACUGCUGGAGGCCGCGAGAGAUCAACCCUGGGACGAUGUCAAGGAGCUAGGUUGGCAUCGCAGAGAGAAUUUCAUGACGAUGGAGGAUCAUUGUCAAUACCGGUAUAUCGCUCACGUUGAAGAUACGCUAGAAACACCGCUGUAUGCGCCAUUAUCCACGCGCCAAAGGAAAGGCCUCCCCGAAUAUCCCCAGUCCUAA